Molecule: messenger RNA, 715 nt
Organism: Aaosphaeria arxii CBS 175.79
Lineage: Eukaryota; Fungi; Ascomycota; Dothideomycetes; Pleosporales
Product: lytic polysaccharide monooxygenase
Exons: 3
Coding region: 1-702 (233 amino acids)
Source: RefSeq, a predicted model, not a curated record
AUGCAGCUGUUUGCUUCUAUGCUGCUUUUAGCAGCCACAGCCCAGGCUCACUACCGGUUCUCGAAGCUUGUUAUCGGUGGACAGCAAGAGGCCAAAGAAUGGACCUCGAUCCGACAAACUAAGAACUACCAAGGGAACCAAGGUGUCACCGACGUCAACAGUGCGGACAUGCGCUGCUUUCAGAAUAGGCCAGGAACAGGAACAGCAACUGUGGCUGCCGGAGAUACUCUCGGUUUCGUCGCAUUGUCGCAAAUCUCGCACUUUGGACCUGUUCAGUUCUACAUGGCCAAGGUUCCAGAGAGCGCAGACAUUAAUACGUGGGAGGCUGCUGGUAAUGUUUGGUUUAAGGUCGCGAAGAUUGAUGCUCGACCUGGUGCUGGCGGUGCUCUUACAUCAGGCGAAGACACAUGGCCAGCGUAUAAGAAGACGUCCGUUGAUUUCGUAAUCCCCAAGAAUGUACCCAGCGGAAAGUACCUUGUCCGGGUUGAAAGCAUUGCGCUUCACCAAGCUUCCAAUCCUGGAGGUGCACAAAUCUAUCUCUCCUGCGCUCAAGUCCAAGUUACGGGUGGAGGUAGCGGCUCUCCAGGACCUUUGGUGGCUUUCCCGGGCGCGUACAAGUCCAGUGAUCCGGGUUUGAUCUGGUCAUACUAUCCUGUGAAGACCAGCUACACUGCUCCUGGUCCUGCUGUCUGGCAGGGCUAAUGCAUAGGUCAGC